Messenger RNA from Sorex araneus (European shrew), 9881 nucleotides. It is a transcript of the gene WDFY4, whose product is annotated as WDFY family member 4. The coding region runs from base 1 to 9567 and encodes 3188 amino acids. The transcript is spliced from 61 exons. Lineage: Eukaryota; Metazoa; Chordata; Mammalia; Eulipotyphla; Soricidae. The record is from RefSeq and is a predicted model, not a curated record. Gene Ontology annotation, molecular function: protein binding.
AUGGAGGCAGAAGACAUUCCGAAGGCUGAAGACAGAGUGGAGGACAAGGUGGAGGAUUCAAGUUUCAAAAACAAUGGCCAACCUGAUGUUUCUCUACCUGAAUUCUCACCUGGAGGGCAGUCUCCCAGCCCCAUGGCUCUCUGGGAGAAGCUAGAAAGGGAGUUUCUGGACUACCAACAGUUGGUUUACAGGAACCCAACUGAGCGUCAGAAGAACCUGUUGAAUCUUCUUCCACUGUUCCUAAAGGCAUGGGAACACUCUGUGGGAAUCAUCAGCUUCCCUAGUCUUCAAUUGCUGGCAGAAGACGUAUCCGACCAGUUUGCUAAAGAAAUUCAGAAGGCGCUUGUGGGAAAGCCUGCAGAGCAAGCACGGGUGGCUGCAGGGAAGCUGCUGCGGUGGACGGGGGAUGUGGAUCAGGAUGGCUACCUACUCCUGAAGUCGGUAUACGUGCUCAUGGGCACAGACUCGGAGACGCUGUGCAGAGUCGCAGAGUCUGGACUCCCUGCCCUGCUCCUCCAGUGCCUCUACCUCUUCUUCGUCUUCCCCCUGGAUAAGGAGGAGCUCUUUGAGAGUGAUGUUCAAGUCCAGAGAAUGUUCGUGCAGAUGUUGCUGAACACUUGCAGUGAAUCUCAGGGGCUGGAGGGUCUCCUCUCGGGGAAUGAGCUCAAAUCUCUUGUGAUCGCCACAACCUGUCUCCGGGAGCACAGCUGCAGUUUUUGGAAGGAGCCUACAUACUGCGUGCUGAGAGCAAUCUCCAAGGCCCAGAAUCCUGGCAUUAUCCAAUACCUGCAGGCCAUGGACUGUGUCAAGAUCUCCCUGCAGAACCUCUCCAGGCUUGCAGACACUCUCCCGGCUCCCGACGUGAGUGAGGCCGUGAAUCUCAUCUUGGGCUUUGUGAAGGACUCCUACCCCAUUUCCUCCACUCUGUUCCUUGAGUUUGAGAAUGGAGAGGGCUACCCUCUGCUGCUCAAAGUUUUACUUCGGUAUGACGAGCUUAGUGAGAGUGAAGAGGACCCUCACCUGGAAGAGAUGGUUGGGCUGGUGGUGUGGCUGACAACCUGUGGGAAGGCAGAGCUGAACGUGUUUGACAGCAUCACUUACCCACAGAUGGAGGGCUUCAAGUUUCAUCAUGAGGCUUCAGGGGUGACUGUUAAGAAUCUUCAGGCCUUCCAAGUCUUGCAGAACGUUUUCCACAGAGCCAGCAACUCCGUGAUCUGCCUCAAAGUCUUAACAGCCAUCAAGACCUUGUGGGCCUGGAACGCCCGCAACUUCUUCCUGCUGGAGUGGACCCUGCAGCCCUUCUCGCAGUUUGUGGAGCUCGUGCCCCUGAAGCCGGUGGCAGUACAGAGACUCUUCUUCCAGCUGCUGGAGGCCCUGGUGUUUGAACUGCACUAUGUGCCCCAUGAGAUCCUGCGGAAGGUGCAGCACCUGGUCAAGGAGAGCCCUGAGCUACCCUGCAGCCUUGUGGCCCUGCAGAGCAUCAUGAAGAUCGUGGGCCGGGACCUGCUCUUCACUGACAUCUUCCGGGACUCAGGACUCCUGGGCCUACUGCUGGCCCAGUUGCGGAAACAGGCCAAGAUCCUGAGGAAGUCAGGAAGCAGAGAGUCCAGUCUUGGUGUUCAAGAUCCAGAAGGAGACCUCACCUGUGUGAUGCUGAGAACUGUGGACGCACUUCUGAAAGGCUCAGUUCGGAAUGCUGUUGUUCUGAAAGACCACGGCAUGGUGCCCUUCAUCAAGAUCUUUCUGGAUGAUGAAUGCUACCGAGGACCCUCACUCAGCAUCUUGGAGCAGCUGUCAGUGAUCAACCCAGAGGAGUAUAUGAGCAUCAUUAUAGGUGCUUUGUGUUCAUCCACGCAAGGGGAGCUGCUGCUGAAACUGGAUCUGCUGAAGUCUCUGCUACGGAACCUGGAGACUCCCAAAGGCCGUGCUGCUUUCCGAGUGUCCAGCGGGUUCAACGGGCUGCUGUCCCUGCUUUCCGACCUGGAGGGGUCUCUCCUGGAGCCUCCACCGGAGAGCUGGAGGACAGUGUCACCCAGUCAAACUCUGGACCUCAUUCUUCACACGCUUUGUGCCUUGUCAGCAGCCCUGCACCUGGACCCUGUCAACAGGGACUUCUUCAGGAGGAACGGGCUCCACGAGAAGCUGGCCGAUGACCUCUGUUCACUGGGCUGCUUUGGGACUCAGCAGGAAGAGGAGGCCCCGCCACGCUCCUGGGUUGACACAAAGGCCAGGCCACUGGCUGAUUUGCAGAAGGAGGCACUUUCCACUGCCAGCUCGUUUCCACGCAAGAUACAAAGCUGCCUGCGGGUCCUGGACUUUCUGGAUAGCAUGGUUAGUGGCACCCUGCACAGGGAUCUGAAGGAGCCCCCAAAGGAUGGGCAGGAGCCAACUACAGAUGCCCAGGAAGGAGGAGAAAGCAGUGAUCCCCGAGGAAACAUCAGACAGUGGCCAGACCUGGAGGAAAGAACAGAAGAAGGUGGUGCUGUGAUCAUGCACCCUGAGACCCUGUGCAUCAUGGUGAGGAUGCUGCCUCGGUUGUACCAUGAAGAUCAUCCCCAGCUCUCUGAAGAGAUCCAGUGUUCUCUGGUCAGUCACAUCCAGUCUGUGGUGAAAUCGGAGAAGAACCGUCAGGUGAUGUGUGAGGCUGGGAUGCUCAGGACACUCAUGGCCUCCUGCCGCAAGGCCUUGGCCACUCCCAGCAGCUCCUUACAUGCGGGCCUCAUCAGGAUUUUUGAAAAACUUGCUUCCCAAGCCAUUGAACCAGAUGUGCUCAGACAGUUUCUAGGUCUUGGCGUCGCUUCACCUCCGUCGACUGCAAUGAAAAUUCUCAGUUCAUCUCAUGUUCGUGAAGGAGAUUCCAGUGGUUCAGGGUCACAGACAGCUGCACUCGUGACUGCUGAGAGUCCUGUUGGUGCCACCCUGGAUGCUAGCCCUCGGGCUGCACUCACUCUGGCUCCGGGAUCCUCCACAGCAGGCCCAGGCACCACCACUGCCCUGCAGACAGCCUUGAGCCUAAUCUCCAUGACCUCCCCACGCAAUCUACAGCCGCAGAGGGCAGCCCUGGCUCCAUCGUUUGUGGAAUUCGACAUGGCCAUGGAAGGUUAUGGAUGUUUGUUUAUCCCCACCCUGUCUAUAGUUUUGGGAGCCAGCACUGAGUACUCCGUCUCCGGAGGGAUUGGGACAGGUGAUGCCAGAUCGUUCCCUCCACCGGGGGGCCUGACCUUCUCCUGCUGGUUCCUGAUCGGCAGGCACAGCAUGGCCUUCGAGGGCCACCCACUGAGAUUCCUCACCCUCGUGCGCCACCUGGUCAGGACCGAGCAGCCCUUCGUCUGCUUCUCCAUCAGCCUCUGCCCAGAAGACCUCUCUUUGGUUGUGUCUACGGAAGAGAAGGCAUUUCAGCCCCUAGAUGUCAUGGAACCCGAGGAAGACUUUGAGCCUUCUGCAGGACGCCAGCUUCGUGUCAGGUGUGGCCAGCUGCUGACUUGUGGUCAGUGGCAUCACCUGACUGUGUUAGUCACCAAGGAAAUGAAGAGGAACUGUACUAUUUCCGCCUAUCUAGAUGGCCAAGUCAUUGGCUCAGCCAAGAUGUUAUACAUUCAAGCAUUACCAGGGCCUUUCCUUUCAAUGGAUCCCUCCUCAUUUGUGGAUGUUUACGGAUAUAUUGCUACCCCUCAAAUUUGGAAACAGAAGUCAUCAUUAAUGUGGCGCCUUGGCCCCACAUAUCUCUUUGAAGAAGCCAUUUCAAUGGAAACUCUUGAAGUUAUUAACAAACUUGGCCCAAGAUACUGUGGUAACUUCCAAGCUGUAUAUGUCCAAGGAGAGGAUCCCAGACUAGAAGGGGAACCGCUGGUUGCUGAGGAGAAGGUUUCCUUUGGUCUUCAUGUAGCCAGUUCCUCCAUCACCAAUCUUGUUGAGAUCAGAAACACUUACAAUGAAGUGGACAGCCGUCUGAUUGCCAAAGAGAUGAACAUUUCAUCCCGUGACAAUGCCAUGCCUGUGCUCUUGCUAAGAAAUUGUGCUGGUCACCUCUCGGGUUCUCUGAGGACCAUUGGAGCCGUGGCUGUGGGCCAAUUCGGGGUGAGGGUGUUCCAUGCCAGCCCUGCUGCCAGCAGCCUGGACUUCAUUGGUGGGCCUGCCAUCCUCCUGGGCCUCAUAUCCUUAGCUACAGAUGACCACACUAUGUACGCAGCUGUCAAAGUCCUGCAUUCGGUCCUGACCAGCAAUGCCAUGAGCGACCACCUGAUGCAGCACAUCUCUGGGUACCAGAUAAUGGCCUUUCUCCUGAGGAAGAAAACUUUUCUCCUAAAUUAUCGCAUUUUCCAGCUUAUCCUCUCCAUUGCCGGCACUGCAGAGUUGGGUUUUGGGUCAUCUGCCAUCACCAAUGUUGGGGUCUUUCAGCAUAUACUCUGCAAUUUUGAGCUCUGGAUGAACACUGUGGACAAUCUAGAACUCUCUCUCUUUUCCCAUCUUGCGGAAAUCCUUCGAUCACCAAGGGAAGGACCCCGGAAUGCUGAAGUUGCGCAUCAGGUACAGCUCAUACCCAAGCUCAUCUUUCUCUUCAAUGAGCCAGGCCUCACCCCCUCCAAGAUCCCCACCAUUAUAGCCAUCCUAGGCUGCCAGCUGAGAGGUUAUUUCAGCAUCCAGGACUUGCUCAGAAUUGGACUAUUUGUUAUGUACACCCUGAAGCCUUCGUCCGUGAAUGAGAGGCAGAUCUGCGUGGACGGAGCCAUGGACCCCUCUGUGCCUGCUGGAAGCCAAACAUCUGGAAAGACAAUCUGGCUCCGAAACCAGUUGCUGGAGAUGAUGCUCAGUGUAAUAUCUUCCUCCCAACUUCAUUUGUCCUCUGAGUCAAAGGAAGAGCUCUUCCUGCACCUGGGACCUGACUGGUUCCUGCUGCUUCUGCAGGGCCACCUGCACGCCAGCACCACUGUGUUGGGAAUGAAGCUGCUGCUGCACUUUUUAUCCAGCCCAUCCCUGCGUGUGCGGUUCAAAGAUGGACUGUCAGCGGGAUCCUGGGUGGAUCACAGUUCCAAAGGCGUAGACAUCAUGAUGGGUAACCUGAAGAACUCCACUCUCACGCCUGACCCGAGCCCGUGCCUGCUUCCUGGGUUCAAAGUCUUAAAUGACUUUCUCGCCUACCAUGUUCACAUCCCAGAGGUCUACCUCAUCGUUGCUGCCUUCUUCUUACAGACGUCCCUCACAGAGCUGGUGGAUGGGCCCAAAGACAGCCUGGAUGCCAUGUUCCAGUGGCUUCUGCUGCGGCACCAUAGGGAAGAAGUCCUCCGAGUGGGGCUGUGCACAGAAGGAGCCCUGAUGCUUCUGGAAAUGUUGAAAGUCACCAUGAACCAGCCCUCCACAGAGUCCGAAGAUGGAGCCUGGGAACGCACUUUCCCCGCCAGCGUGCUGCAGUUCCUUAGCCUGGUGCAUAGAACCUACCCUCAGGAUCCAGCCUGGCGAAGCCCAGAAUUCCUCCAGACCCUGGCUGCAGUCACUUUUCCUCUGGGAACAUCCAAGGGAGCAGCGAUGGAGUUCAUCCAGAAUGCUGGUAGUCCUGAGGCCGAGGCUGAAGGAGACCCCAUGGUAGAGGGUCUCCUGGCUUCUGCCAAGUCACAUCCCACCCGGAAGCAGUUGAGGGAGUUCACACAGCUACUCUUAAAGGAGCUCUUGCUUGUGGCCUCCAGCCCCAAGCAGUGGUUACCACUGGAGGUGCUCCUGGAGGCUGCUCCGGACAAUGCCACCAGCCAACAGAAGCGAGAAUUCCAGUCUGAGAUCCUACUUUCCAUUAUGGAAAUAUUUCAUGUGAUGGGUGGAGGAGAUUCAUCGACACCUAGAGGCAGUCAAGAACCUCAGCAGAACGCAGAACCUGCUGCUGCUUCUUCUCUCACAAACAUCUCCCACUUCACCCAGAAACUGGUGGAAAAGUUGUACAGUGGAAUGUUCUCUGCAGACCCCAAACACAUCCUUCUCUUCAUCACAGAGCACAUCAUGGUGGUCAUCGAGAAUGCCUCUUCUCAAAGGGACGCUGCCAUCAGUGUUCUGUACAGCAGUUUAAAUAGAGUCAUCCUUUAUUGCCUUUCCAAGCCUCAGCAGUCCCUAUCGGAGUGCCUCAGCCUUUUCAGCAUCCUGGUCUUUCUCCAGGAACACUGGGACAUUAUCUUUGCCACUUAUAAUUCCAACACCAGCUUCCUCUUAUGUCUCAUGCAUUGUCUUUUGAUGCUCAAUUCAAGAAGUUUUCCAGAAGGAUUUGGAUUGGAUCCCAAGCCAAGAAUGACUCCUUAUCAUCAAGUAUUUCUUUAUCCAAAUGAAGAAGUCAGAGAAAAAACAGGGGACGACCUUCCAAGUUUGAGUGAUGUCCAGCAUAACAUCCAAAAGAUGGCACAGACUCUCUGGCAGCAGUUCACGGCACAGAGGCGGCAGGAGCUAGAAGACAACUUUAAGAUGGAUAUCUUUGUGAAACCUGGAGACGGUGAAGUGAAGAUUGAAGAGGUCACUCCACUCUGGGAGGAGACGAUGUUAAAGGCCUGGCAGCAUUAUCUAGCAUCCGAGAAGAAGGCACUGUCCAGUCGCUCAAGUGUUGGACACCAUAGCAAAGUUGCUCUGUGGAGUGAAAGCUUAUCUUCAGCCAUGAGGCUGAUGCCCGGAAGGCAGGCCAAGGACCCUGAGUGCAAGACAAAGGAUUUUGUGUCUUGCAUUGAGAACCACAGAAGAAGAGGACAAGAGCUCUAUGCAUCUUUAUACAAAGAUCACGUACAGAGGCGGAAAUGUGGAGAAAUCAAGGCAGCCAAUGACUGGGACAAGAUUCAGGAGCAGCUUUUUGGGGAACUGGGCUUGUGGGGCCAGAAGGCAGAAGCCACACCCUGUUCCCAGUGGGAACUGGAUUGGCGAGAAGGACCUGCUCGCAUGAGAAAGCGCAUUAGACGCUUGUUUUCAUAUGAUGCUCUAGGUGGAGGAAGGCUCAAGAAGAACCAAGAAAGAAAUAGGAAUAUUUCUCAAACAGAUGUGGAAAAUCAAGAUGAGCUGAGCGCAGAGAGAGCUGGAGGUGAGGUUGACGAGGUGGCCGUGGACUGCACCCAGUUGACCUUCUUCCCUGCCUUGCAUGAAAGUCUGCAUUCCGAAGAUUACUUGGAACUGUGUCGGGAAAGACAAGUUAUCUUACAAGAGUUUCCUGAUAAUGAAAAGGUGACACAGAAGUAUUCCUUAGUGAUCGUGAAGGGUCACCUGGUCUUCGAAGCAGUCCUGCUCUUUGGCCAACAGCACUUCUAUAUCUGCGAGAACUUCACACUGUCUCCUGUGGGUGAUGUCUACUGCACCCGUCACUGCCUGUCCAACAUCAGCGAUGCAUUCAUUUUCAACAUGUGCAGCAAAGACAGGUCCUCCAACCAUUACUUUUGCCAGCAACACAGCUACAGUGACCUCAGGGAGCUCCGGCAGGCUCAGUUCCUUCUACAGGACAUCGCCCUGGAGAUCUUUUUCCGAAAUGGAUAUUCCAAGUUCCUUGUCUUCCACAGCAGUGAUAGGAGUAAGGCCUUCAAAAGUUUCUGCUCCUUCCAACCCAGCUUGAAGGGGAAAGGCAUCACAGAGGAUCCCCUCCAUCUAAGGAGAUACCCAGGCUCUGACAGGAGCAUGCUGCAGAGAUGGCAGAAAAGGGAUGUGAGCAACUUUGAGUAUCUCAUGUACCUCAACACCUUGGCUGGCAGGACCUACAAUGACUACAUGCAGUAUCCUGUGUUUCCCUGGAUCUUGGCCGACUACACCUCCCAGACGCUGAACUUGACAAAUCCCAAGACUUUCCGGGAUCUUUCAAAGCCCAUGGGGGCUCAGACCAAGGAAAGGAAGCUGAAAUUUAUUCAGAGAUUUAAAGAAGUUGAGAAGAUUGAAGGAGACAUGACUGUCCAGUGCCAUUACAACACUCACUACUCCUCGGCCAUCAUUGUCGCCUCCUACCUGGUCCGGAUGCCACCCUUUACUCAGGCCUUCUGCUCUCUGCAGGGUGGAAACUUUGAUGUGGCAGAUAGAAUGUUCCACAGCCUGAAGAACGCCUGGGAGUCGGCCUCCAGGGAGAACAUGAGUGAUGUCCGGGAGCUGACGCCAGAGUUCUUCUACCUGCCUGAGUUCCUAACGAACUUCAACGGGGUGGAGUUUGGCUGCAUGCAGGAUGGGACAGCAUUGGGGGAUGUGCAGCUCCCUCCCUGGGCUGAUGGGGACCCUGGGAAAUUCAUCAGCCUACACAGACAGGCUCUGGAAAGUGACUUUGUCAGCGCCAACCUCCACCACUGGAUUGACCUCAUUUUUGGGUACAAGCAGCAGGGCGCAGCCUCAGUGGAGGCUGUGAACACCUUCCACCCUUACUUCUAUGGAGACAAAAUAGACUUCAACAACAUCAGUGACCCCCUGAUCAGGAGCACCAUCCUGGGAUUCGUCAGCAAUUUUGGGCAGGUGCCCAAACAGCUCUUCACUAAACCCCACCCAGCCAGGACUGUGGUGGGGAAGCCGGCACCAGGAAAGGACCUCCCUACAUCUGCUGGCCCGCCUGGACACCCACAGCCCUUCUUCUAUAGCCUGCAGACCCUGAGGCCAUCUCAGGUCACUGUCAAAGAUAUGUAUCUUUUCUCUCUAGGCUCUGAGUCUCCCAAAGGAGCCAUUGGCCACAUUGUCCCUGGUGAGAAGAACAUCCUGGCUGUGGAGAGGAACAAGGUGCUUCUGCCUCCUCUCUGGAACCGGACGUUCAGCUGGGGUUUUGAAGACUUCAGCUGCUGCCUUGGGAGCUACGGCUCGGACAAGAUCCUGAUGACAUUUGAGAACCUGGCUGCCUGGGGCCGCUGUCGGUGUGCCCUAUGCCCAUCGCCCACGAUGAUCAUCACCUCGGGGGACAGCGCUGUGGUGUGUGUGUGGGAGCUCAGCCUGGCCAAAGGUCGCCCCAGAAGCUUGUGCCUCAAGCAGGCCUUGUAUGGACACACACAGACUGUCACAUGCUUGGCAGCAUCAGUCCCCUUUAGCCUCCUGGUGAGUGGCUCUCAGGACUGCACCUGCAUCCUGUGGGACCUGGACCACCUGGCCUAUGUGAGCCGCCUGCCUGCACAUCGGGAGGGCAUCUCUGCCAUUGCCAUCAGUGAUGUCUCGGGCACCAUUGUCUCCUGUGCAGGAGCCCACCUGUCCCUCUGGAAUGUCAAUGGACUCCCACUUGCCAGCAUCACCACAGCCUGGGGCCCAGAAGGAUCCAUAACCUGCUGCUGUGUGAUGGAGGGACCAGCGUGGGACACAAGUCAUGUUGUCAUCACUGGGAGUCAAGAUGGCAUGGUUCGGAUCUGGAAGACAGAGGACAUGAAGACAUCUGUUCCUGGACCAGCAUCACUAGAGGAACCCUCAGCUCAACCUCCUAGCCCAAGAGGUCACAGGUGGGAGAAGAAUCUUGCCCUGUGCCGAGAGCUGGAUGUCAGUGCUGCUUUGACAGGGAAACCCAGCAAGACCAGGCCCGCAGUGACAGCUCUCGCCGUGUCCAGAAACCAGACCAAACUCCUUGUUGGUGACGAGAAGGGGAGAAUAUUCUGCUGGUCUGCAGAGGGCUAGAAGGACACAAGGGAAACCUCUGCUCCUCAAGGCCCUAGAGACCACUGGCUAUCAGCUCCCCAGGCACCACGGGGUGCUGUCCCCUGCCCCUGGGUUGCACAAGGAUGCUCUUCUACAACGAUGAUAAGCAUGGACGUUGGGUCCUACGAGCAGCAUACUGGUGACCCACGGCUGCCUCAAGGAAGAGGAGAUGACACACCCCUCACUUUUCAAAGGGCUCACAGCACUGAGGGUGGGGGGAUGAGGGUUCACUUCUUAUAAACUAAUGGGGUACAUUGUAUUGUCUUUAUUUUAUUAAAGCCACAAUUUCCUGA